AUGACCGAAGUCAACUGCAGAAGAUUAAACCCUUGGGCUAGAAGAAGCAAAGUGGAAAGACGAAAGGUCUUCCAGGAGGCUUCCUGUCUCCACUACCAAAAGCAGCUCUUAUUUCCUGAAUUAGGCACCAUCAUUACUGAAAGUGUAGUUGGACAAACCACGGUACCUGUCAGAAAAAGAAGAACCCAGAUAGAGCCAUGGGUCAUUGGGUUCAUCGCCUUCACGUCGCUGAUCGUCUUGGCGGUGUGUAUCGGCCUCAUCGUUCACUACGUGAGAUACAAUCAGAAGAAGCCGUACAAUUACAUCAGCACCUUAAAAUUCUCCAGUCACCAACGCUAUCCCGACUUUGGCAAGGAAGGCACGCAGAAUUACACCAAGAUGAGCCAGGCUAUCGAAACUCUGGUGAGCAAGGCCUUUCUCAGCUCCUCACUACGACGCCAGUACGUCAAGUCUCAAGUCAUCCAAUUCAGUUCAGCAGAGGCGGGCGUGAUGGCCCACAUGCUGAUGGAUUUUAGAUUUCCCUCUACCACCAGUCCACAAGCUGCGAAGAAAAUCGUGACCCACGUUCUAAGCACGAAACUUAAGGCCAACACGCUGACCCCCAAAGUGGAUCCCAACUCCGUCAACCUCACGGGAAUCAACAAGAAACAAUCUGAUGAUUAUCUCAACAGCUGCUGUGGGACCCGCCGGAGCAAAACGACGGGAGACGGCCUCCGCAUAAUAGGCGGGACCCCGGCGGAAGAGGGGGAAUGGCCCUGGCAGGCCAGCCUGCAGUACAACGGCAUCCAUCGCUGCGGGGCCACCCUGAUCAACGGCUCCUGGCUCGUCAGCGCGGCGCACUGCUUCAGGACUUAUACAGAACCAAGCCAGUGGACUGUUUCCUUCGGGGUCACUGUAAAACCAGGAAUGGAGAGACGUACUCUCAAGAAGAUCAUUGUUCAUGAAAACUACCGCUACCCAGCCCAUGACUUUGACAUUUCCUUGGCCCAACUUUCCACACCCGUUCCCUACUCGAAUGCUGUACACAGGGUUUGUCUUCCGGACGCCUCCCGCACGUUAAAAAAUGGCGACGCGAUGUUCGUGACGGGAUUUGGAGCGCGGGAGAACGAUGGAAUGAGCCAAAAUGCCCUGUGGCAGGUCCAGGUGAAUUACAUAGACUCAGAUAUCUGCAACGAGCCCCAGAUUUACAACAACGCCAUCAGUCCCGGAAUGCUGUGCGCCGGGUUCUUGGAAGGAAAAAGAGAUGCCUGUCAGGGCGACUCCGGGGGGCCGCUGGUCAGCUCGGAUGUCCGAAACAUCUGGUACCUCAUGGGGAUCGUGAGUUGGGGCGACGAGUGCGCUCAGCCCAAUAAGCCCGGCGUCUACACCCGAGUGACGGCCUACCGUGACUGGAUCGCCUCCAAAACGGGGCUCUGAGGCGGGAUGGUCACGGCGUCCACCCUCUCGCCCCGACACCCGCUACAGGCCCUCCCUGCUUCUACCUCCCACGCUGUGCUUCAGGAAGCCCCGGUCGGGGAAGUCCCAGCUCCGAGCGACGAACCCGCUCGUUUCUCCCACUCAAUCCCUGGGCGCCGGGAUCCCUCUCACUGCCCCUCUCCGUCGGAUGAACCGGCGUUGGGGGCCGGGAGGGGGAAGGACGAAAGGAACCAGAACGUUAUACGAUGUGGUAGAAGAUAUAGCUCCGUGUUGAGGUGCUCAGAGUUUUCUGGAAGA
Ornithorhynchus anatinus (platypus) is the source of this 1713-nucleotide messenger RNA. RefSeq names its product transmembrane protease serine 11E-like. The coding region runs from base 1 to 1416 and encodes 471 amino acids. Gene Ontology annotation, biological process: proteolysis. Lineage: Eukaryota; Metazoa; Chordata; Mammalia; Monotremata; Ornithorhynchidae. Gene Ontology annotation, molecular function: serine-type endopeptidase activity. The transcript is spliced from 10 exons. The record is from RefSeq and is a predicted model, not a curated record.